Rotaria sp. Silwood1 is the source of this 3072-nucleotide messenger RNA. The record is from the annotation of a GenBank genome assembly. Lineage: Eukaryota; Metazoa; Rotifera; Eurotatoria; Philodinida; Philodinidae.
AUGGCUAUGGUUCUACAAGCAAAUCUUAUGACAAACGGCAAUAGCAGCACGGUUCCAAUGGAUAAAUGUGAACCGCUGCAUCAUAAAUCUUGUUCAUCAACAUCAUCAUCAUCAUCACCACCACGUUCAGCAUCACCAAUAAAUAAUAAAGAAGAUAGUUUUCGUCGAAUGAUAUUUGAAAAAAUAGAAGAAGCAAAACGUGAUACUGAUCCAAAAAAAUGUCAACAAGUAUUAGAUGAUUUAAUGAAAAUGUUAAAACAUCUUACAGCUGAUGUUAACAAUUAUAAUUUAGCAUUUCGUGAAACACGACCACCUUUUUAUAUGCAAGAGUUUCAACGUUUAACAGAUCGUAUUGAUAUAUUAACAAAAGCUCGUGAUACAUUAACAGAAUAUCUUCAUGAAGUUGAAGAUCAAAAUAUUGAAAGUGUAUUUUCAUAUUCGUCGCCCAUAAAUGAAUCAUCAUCAAUAAAUGGUCAAUUCCAAUAUUCACCAUCAGAAAAAUCUCCUCAACAACAUAAAUUAUCAACAUCAUCGAUGCAAACAAAUUCAAAAGAUAUACAUGUAAAUGAUUAUUCAACAUCAAAUGAUCAACAAAAAAAUUAUCAUGUUUACCCAUCAUCACCUCCAAUAUCAACAUAUGUUUUAUCACAACCAACAAAUUAUUUUAAUCAACGAUCUCGUAGUCCAAGUAUGACACCAAGUAAUUUUAUUCGUGUUCAUUUUCCAAAUAAACAUACGACAGCUCUUGCACCACGUAAUGAUGAAACACUUGAAGUAGCGCUUGAAUCACGGGCGUCACGACAUUCAGUUACUAAUUUAAGAGAGUAUACGCCAGUUUAUAUGAUAUCAAGGCAACCAUGUCCAUGGGAUAUAACCCUUGAUCGUGUUCUUGAAACAGAAAUUGAACUUGAAGAAAAAACAAAACUUGAUCAUUCAUUUGAAAAUAUCCCAACACCUCGCUUUCAUGUUUUUGGUGUUCGUUGUGUUGUCUGUCAUCAACGUAUUCGUGGAACUCAUAAACGUUGUGUUUCAUGUCGAAAUAAUUAUCAUAAUUAUUGUUAUAUGAAAGCACCUAUUUGUUCUCAUCCUAUUCUUCAACAUAUUAAACAUCCUGGUUCAAAUCGAUUCGAUACAGAACGAAUAACAGCAAAAAGUAAAGAAUCAUCACGUAGUCUACCUCGUUAUCCAUUACCAAGAUCAAAUAUAAAUGCAAAUCAAGGAGUUGGUUCACAAAAAGAUAUCAGUCAGGAUUCACAUGGUAUUCCAUCAGUAACAACAAUAUCAAAUGUUGGUUACUGUUCGAAUGUUAUACAAUCAACAAUGAAUAUAUCAUCAUCACUAUCCUCAAGUUCGUUCUUUCAACAAACAUCAUCAUUGCCAUCAUCGGCAUUACCGAUGUAUCACAUACCUCAGUCGUUACUUACUGUUAAUGGACCACUUAUCACUAGCACAGAAACUCUUCGACCUAGUAUGAUCAAACCAUCAAUUGAUGGUGUUAUUGAUAUAAAAAAGCCACAUAAACAUGUCAGUGAAUGGGAAAUUCGAUCAGAAGACUUACUCAAUCGUGGACGUAUGGUUGGUCGAGGCACAUAUGGCACUGUCUAUAAAGCUGAAGUACGAUUACAUGGUUUAAUUGCACUUAAAGAAUUAAAUUUUAUCUCACCAACACCUAGUCAAUUUCAAGCAUUUCGAAAUGAAGUCAUAGCAUUAAAAAAAAUUACGCAUCAGAAUACAUUAAACUUUUAUGGCUAUAUUCUUUCACCACGUUUUGCUAUUGUAACACAAUGGUGUGAAGGUUCAACACUUUACAAGCAUAUUCAUGUUCUUGAUCGCCAUUGGAAAAUAAAUCAAUUAAUUGAUAUAGCAAGACAAAUAUGUCAGGGAAUGUCAUAUUUACAUGAUCGUGGAAUAAUUCAUCGUGAUCUGAAAUCAAGUAAUGUUUUUUUGGAUAUGUGUUCUGAUCCAGAUGAUGUUACAAUUUCUUGUCGUGUUAAAAUUGGUGAUUUUGGCUUAGCUGCUGUUAAAACUGUACUUGCUGAAAGUGUUAAUCAACAAUUUCAACCAACUGGUUCAGUACUUUGGAUGGCACCGGAAGUCAUUCAACAAAAAGAUCCUAAUUGUUAUUCCACAAGUGCUGAUGUAUAUGCUUACGGAUGUGUUUUGUUUGAAAUGUUUAGUGGAAAAUUACCGCAUACACCAAUCAGCAAUAAAGAACAGAUAAUGUGGCUUGUUGGAAAAGGAAGAUUAAAAUUAAAAGUUGAACAAUGUCGUGAUGACACACCAACAGCUAUAACUAAUCUUAUUCGACAAUGUACAGAAUUUGAUCAUGAAAAACGACCUAAUUUUGCACCUGAGAUUGAUGAUACAUUAUCAAAAUUUGAAUGUAUAUUUCCACGUUUACAACGUUCACAAUCAGAACCAUGUUUAAUACAUACACAUCAAGAUGAUUUACUUGGUUUAUCAAUACAUUUUGGUGUACCAAAAACACCAGUCUCAGUUCAUCGACGUUUUAAUGCUGAAAGUGAAAUGGAUGAAAGAGAUUCAAGUGCUUUAUAUAUCGAAGAAGAUAUCGAUCCAUCACCAUCGUAUGAUAUUGUUAUUAAUCGUUGUUUAUCAUCACCUAUCAAAUUCUAUACAGCUGAUAAAAAAUUUGUCUCAAAUAAAAAACCUGACUUUAAUAAACUGAAUAUGAUCGAUGUGAACAUAUCAUCUAUCAAUAAUAGUCAUCAAUUAAUAUUUUCAAAAAAUAUAUCUACUUCAAGUGUAACAUCAAUUGAAUUUAUUGUAACACCUACUUCUUCGGUAGAUAAAUUUCAAGAAAUUUCUUCGAAUGACAAUAAAAAUAUGAUUGAUACUAUUCAAUGUACAUCUAAUCGAAAUUCUCAAUAUUUUAAAAAUUCAAGAAUAAUGAAUAAUAAUAAUAAUAAUAAUAAAAUAUCAAUAUCUUCAUCAUUUCAUGAUCUACGCUGUAAAUCUUCUCGUUUCAUAUUAAAUAGUUUUCGUUUAAUAUCAAAACGACGAUUAAUCAAAUGGAAUCAAUAUUUAACUGGCAAACGUCAUCGAAUAUUUUAA